AUGGCGGGUGUUUUGAGCGACGAGGUUGUUCUUUUGGAGAUCUUUCGAAAUUUAGACGUCUACAACUUGUGCCAAGCUGAGUUAGUGUGUAGCCGAUGGAAAGACAUAGCAAGCUGCAACAGUGUGUGGAAACAAAAAGUUGAAAUAUUGUGCAAAUCCAGGAAAACAAAACCGUAUCUGGGCCGAGCUGCUGACUGGAAAACUCGAUACAAACAACUGGUUUGUGGACGGCUUUAUCCAAGAUUGGUUCCAAAACAAGCAAGGAAGCCUACCUUUGAAGAGAAUCUGUCAUCUCUUCAAACUGCUCCAUCAAGUGAUUUUAUUGAACUUAUGGUGAAAAGUAAACGACCUAUUAAAGAGUUUAUUCAGUUUGCAACUGGAAAGAAAUAUAUAGUUGGUAAUGCCUACUAUCUCCAUACUAAGGCUGAAACUAUCUGUGCAACAAAAAAGAUACUGCUACGAGAUAAGAAAACCCAACAUAUAUACUAUGGGUCCGCUGUGAGAGAACUCAUUGGUCUUGUGAAAGGCACUGCUGAUUGGAAUCUUCAUCCAUCCAAAUUUGACCCCCGGAUCACUGACAAUUAUCAUAUUUUUGUCCAGAGUAAGUCUGUGGGUAGAAUGCUGGUGCCAAGAACUCAACUUUUGUACAAAACCAAAUCAGAAGAAACAAACGAAAGAUGAUAUGUAUUUGACCAUAGAGGGUGCUAUUCACAUAUUCCUGUCUAUCCUCGGGGGCGGACAUCCGGGCAUUUUCACCGCCUGGCAACCUGCGGCGGUGAAAACAAAGGCCCAAAACUCGCAGAAAACGGUACUUUGGGGUGAUUGUUGAGACUCCUCUGAACAGUGCAACAAGAUUAGCCCUACGUGUGUAACAUAUAUAAAUUUGAUUGUUCAGGAUUACUUCAAAAUUGAGUUUGUGUUGUUUUUCUCGAAUUUUCACCGACUCGACCGGCGUUCCACAGCAGCGCGCACAGAGCCCAUAGAAAUGCAUGUACAGUGGUGCGCGUCUUAGCAACGUGGAACGUCUGUGACGUAGCUCCGCCCCCGAGGAUUAGAAGUGCAUCACCAAUAUAUGUAAGCUGAAUUUUAAAGGCAAAUUUAUAUGGCCUUACAUGCUUCUAAUACAGAAAGGCUGGCCUGUGCUCAUUUCAUUGAGGCUGCUAGAAGAAAUGAUGCAUGAAAAUUUAUAUAUAGGGAGCAACAUAUUAUUUUAAUCUGCGAAAUUAUCCUUCCCAUUUCUGUGUUUCUCAUAAUGUUGCCAACAACUAAUAAUAAAUCCAGACAAAUACUAAAACUCAAUUUUAUUCGGUCAUACAAAUAUUAUAACAGAGUCAACAGUUUCCAAUUCUUUCAUAAAAUCAUUCUAUCUAUCAUGUGCAUCUUUCCAACCAAGAAAUAUUUUA
Messenger RNA from Saccoglossus kowalevskii, 1403 nucleotides. RefSeq lists its product as uncharacterized. The record is from RefSeq and is a predicted model, not a curated record. Lineage: Eukaryota; Metazoa; Hemichordata; Enteropneusta; Harrimaniidae. Gene Ontology annotation, molecular function: protein binding.